Carica papaya (papaya) is the source of this 1375-nucleotide messenger RNA. RefSeq names its product SNAP25 homologous protein SNAP33-like. The record is from RefSeq and is a predicted model, not a curated record. Gene Ontology annotation, cellular component: plasma membrane; SNARE complex. Lineage: Eukaryota; Viridiplantae; Streptophyta; Magnoliopsida; Brassicales; Caricaceae. Gene Ontology annotation, molecular function: SNAP receptor activity.
UUUCUUCUUCUACUACUCAACCCGUUUGACAAUUUCUUACCGCUUGCUACUCCUCAAGAAGACUAAAUCUUGAGUCUUCGACGCGUUUAAUCCUCUUCUCUUUCUCUCUUCUCCUCAUAAAAUCCGCCUUCGUCUCUCUCUCUCUCUCUGUAAAUUCAUCAAACUGUUUCAAGUUUGGAGCUUUUUGAUAACAUCCAAAAUCUCAGGCAAGUUGAUUGAUUAAGUUCGUAUUCAAUAAUAUUCAAUUGUUUGGUCAGUGAAUUGUUCAAAGAAUGUUUGGCUUAAAGAAGUCUCCAUUGAAGGCUGAGAAACAUAACUCAGUUGAUCCUGCCUAUCCUGUUUCUUCUCGUUCCAACCCUUUCGAUUCUGAUGAUGAGGUGGAGAGUAAGCAAAACCUUAAACCAAACAGAAAAACCUCUUCUGAGCCAACACUGACAGCGCAAAAUGUUGCUACAAACCCUUUUGAUGGUGAAGUGGAUAAAGAGAGUUCUUUCUCUACUCGAUCACUUACCUCAGCUGAAAGAAACAAGUAUAAGAAUGGUUUCCGUGACUCAGGAGGAUUGGAGAACCAGUCAGUGCAAGAGCUAGAGAACUAUGCUGCAUACAAGGCUGAAGAGACUACAAAGUCAGUUCACGGCUGCCUGAAAAUUGCAGAAGAGAUAAGAGAAGAUGCUACAAAAACUUUGGUCACAUUACAUCAGCAGGGUGAGCAAAUUACCAGGACCCACCAUACUGCUGCUGACAUUGAUCAUGAUCUAACCCGGGGUGAGAAGCUCCUGGGAAGUCUUGGUGGCAUGUUCUCGAAGACUUGGAAGCCAAAGAAGACUCGUCCAAUAACCGGUCCUGUUAUUACAAGAGAUGAUUCACCAAAAAGAAGGGGUAACCACUUGGAGCAGAGGGAAAAAUUGGGAUUGAACUCAGCACCAAAGGGACGGUCAAGCACACGAGCCCCAGUGACUGAACCAACAGAUACAUACCAGAAAAUUGAGGUGGAAAAGGCAAAGCAGGAUGAUGCACUCUCAGAUUUAAGUGAUCUACUGGGAGAGCUGAAGGACAUGGCUGUAGACAUGGGGACUGAGAUUGAAAGGCAGAAUAAAGGGCUGGAUCUUCUUCAAGAUGAUGUAGAUGUACUGAAUUUUCGGGUCAGAGAUGCAAAUCAACGCGGCCGUCGUUUACUUGGGAAGUGAGAUGCAAAUCAACAGACUGCUUAUUAUAACUCCCUUUUCCCAAAUCCCACAUUUAAUUGUUGGUUGUCAAUCCCAUGGCAAACAUAUGUGGAUCAAGAUUUAAUUCAUAUUGAAGCUUUACUUUCUGUACCGAGAUUUUCUUUUUUAUCCCCCUAUAACGUGUUUGUGUCUGCGCUUGUUAUUUUUCA